CGCCCCUCUUGCCUCUCUCUCCCUCCCAAGAGCUCCCAGCUCCCUUUCUUUCCUUCCUUCCUGCUUUCCUCCGGGAGAAACAUGGCUGGGAAGAAAGAGGAGGCGCGAGACAACGGGCGUGGGGUCGUGAUUUCUAAUCAUUGGCCAGGAUAUGACUUGGAUUUAUUCACCUACCCUCAGCACUAUUAUGAAGAUUUGAACUAUGUACUUAUACCUCAUGGUGUCAUUGUGGACAGGAUUGAGAGGUUGGCAAAGGAUAUCAUGAACGACAUCGGAUACAGUGACAUCAUGGUUCUGUGUGUGCUUAAAGGGGGCUACAAGUUCUGUGCUGAUCUUGUGGAGCACCUAAAGAAUAUCAGUCGAAAUUCAGAUACGUUUAUCUCUAUGAAGGUUGACUUCAUCAGAUUAAAAAGUUACCAGAAUGACCAAUCAAUGGGUGAUAUGCAGAUAAUCGGAGGAGAUGACCUUUCUCAACUAGCUGGCAAGAAUGUACUAAUUGUGGAGGAUGUUGUUGGAACGGGGAGGACCAUGAAAUCUCUGCUUGACAAAAUAGAAAAAUACAAACCCAACAUGAUUAAAGUGGCAAGUUUGUUGGUGAAGAGAACACCCAGAAACAACAGCUUUCGACCUGACUAUACUGGAUUUGAGAUUCCAGAUUUAUUUGUGGUGGGCUAUGCCUUGGAUUACAAUGAAUACUUCAGAGAUCUCAAUCAUAUAUGUGUGAUCAGUGAACAAGGCAAAGCAAAAUAUCGAGUCUAAAGAAGUACAUUCUCACCACGUGAAAAUCUGCAAUUUUCCUGAACUCCCUAUAUCUUUGACUACAAUUAAAAAGCCUGUGUGUGUCUGUGUCUGUGUGUGUGAGACAGUCAGCUCUACAGACAUCCCUAUGAAUCAGGAUAUUAAAAAGUGGUUUCAUCUGAAAUCAUUCUUUUCAGAGAUCAUAACAGUUGAGUAGCAUGUCUUCAUCAUGAAACACAAGGCAUGCUUUUUACUUGAUUUGUUCCAAGUCAAACACUCCACCUGGUGACUCACUUCUUCUCUUCAUGUUCCCAUAUUACACCUUACUGGCUCAGAUAGUCCUUUGGACUCAAUGUUUUCUCUAGAAUUCCCCACCCUAACCUGCUAGUUACUCAAUUAUUAUUUUCUUGCUGAACAAUUUCUUAGGUUUUUUGGGUUUUUUUCCGGUCACAAACUGAGAGAUGAAUUGUUUUCCUUGAGAUCUGAGCCCACACAACUGGGAUGCACACAAUUCCUGAGCCCAGAAGGAAAGAGGGAGGAAAGAUAGUUUAAUAUAUAUUUAUGUGUUUGCCCAUUUCUGGAGGCCAUUGUCAUCCGCUUUGUCAAAAUCUUUCAGAACCUCAGGGUACUCUGAAUCUUAAUGAUGCUAUGAAAUGAGCCUUUGCAUGGCACUCUGGAAUUGAACUUCCAAGACGUGACAGUGGCAUGUCCUGUCUGCACGGACGUACUCAACUGUGUUUAAUCCACUGAAUUUUAAUUAGAAAAAAGCACAAUGCCAGUGAGGCUUUCAUUUCUAAGCUGUUUCCCUUGAUUUUGAGUGGUAAAUGAGCAAGUAGCCAGAUCUGGAGUAGAAAGGACAGCUCCUUUCACAUGUAUAUUUCCACCCUUGGAGCUAAUCAAGUAGAAGUCUGUGCUUAUGUUGAAAUUAUUCCAAUGCUAGUUUCAAUUUUCCUCUCCUUUAUGCCUGAAGACGAGCCUUCCCUGCUCCUCCCCCCUCCAACAUUGUCAUAAAUGUGAAUGCACGAGCUCAGUCUGAAUAAAAGAAAUCCUCUUGCUAGAUCAGGGGAUCCUUCCCCCCCACACACCUCCCAAGCAAGCUGACUUCACCACUUCUGCCAUUUUUAUAAGAUCUUUUCCUAAUUUACAAGGGAGUUUAAUGGGAAAUAAACUUUGGAGUGCCAAUAGAUCUUCCCCUGUUCUCCUUCACUUCCUGAAAGAAGCUGUCUCAACAUAAAUAACUCAGUAGCCUUCGCUUUGUUUAGAACCGUAUGGGGCAUAUUAUUGUUCAGCUCUGACUUCUUUUAAACUAAUAAAGAUUAAGAAAACUUGUCACAUUU
Molecule: messenger RNA, 2075 nt
Organism: Monodelphis domestica (gray short-tailed opossum)
Lineage: Eukaryota; Metazoa; Chordata; Mammalia; Didelphimorphia; Didelphidae
Gene: PRTFDC1
Product: phosphoribosyl transferase domain containing 1
Biological process (GO): purine ribonucleoside salvage
Cellular component (GO): cytosol
Molecular function (GO): hypoxanthine phosphoribosyltransferase activity
Source: RefSeq, a predicted model, not a curated record